GCGUGUUUGAUAGCAGCGAUCACUUAAUGAAGAGCGGUGCCCAACACGGUUUGAACGAGGCGUUCUCUCCAUGCCCUGGAAAAUUAAUUUUUAGAAAAGCACAAUGAAUUGUCAGAGGGAAGAAGGCCGGCCGGCGGCGCGGCGCGCUGGCGGAGCCGGGAGCGCCGUGCCGGAGCAGCCUCGCUGCCGGGGGCAGAGCAACUUUGCGCGGCCCCCCCGAGCUCUGUAGCUCCCGGUGCCCCCGGGCUCGGCACCGCGCGCGGCAGCGGCGACAGCCGGCGACCUGACCGAGCGGCCCCGCGCGCCGCCAGACGCCCCACGCCGCGGGUAAUCGGAAGAGAAAGAAAAAAGGAAAAAGAGAGACAGAAAAAGGAAAGAGAAAGAGACAGAAAAAAAGAAGAAAACACAGAAACUCAUCGUGGUUCUUGACUGUUUUUUAUAUAUUGUUGUUGUUAUUGUUGUUGUUAUUAUUAUUAUUUACCCAUAUUGGAGGAUAGGAGAAGUCUAUAAGUGGGUUGCAAAAAAAAAAAAAAGGAAUCUUCUUCACUCUAAAUCACUUUCUUUGCUGGACUGGGAUAUUAAAUAUACGACACAUCCAGGAGUUUAUUGGAGCGCAGACUGAUGGCGCAAAGGUACGAUGAGCUGCCCCACUACGGCGGGAUGGACGGAGUAGGGGUGCCGGCGUCCAUGUACGGGGACCCCCACGCCCCCCGGCCGAUCCCCCCGGUGCACCACCUCAACCAUGGGCCGCCGCUCCACGCCGGACAGCACUACGGCGCCCACGCCCCGCACCCCAAUGUCAUGCCGGCCAGCAUGGGCUCCGCUGUCAACGACGCUCUGAAGCGGGACAAGGAUGCGAUCUACGGGCACCCGUUGUUCCCCCUCUUAGCUCUGGUCUUUGAGAAGUGCGAGCUGGCGACCUGCACGCCCCGGGAGCCCGGCGUGGCCGGCGGGGACGUCUGCUCCUCCGACUCCUUCAACGAGGACAUCGCCGUCUUCGCUAAACAGGUCCGCGCCGAAAAACCACUCUUUUCUUCAAAUCCAGAAUUGGACAAUUUGAUGAUCCAAGCAAUACAAGUACUAAGGUUUCAUCUUUUGGAAUUAGAAAAGGUUCAUGAAUUGUGUGAUAAUUUCUGCCACCGGUACAUUAGUUGUUUGAAAGGAAAAAUGCCAAUAGACCUCGUUAUUGAUGAAAGGGAUGGCAGCUCCAAAUCAGACCAUGAAGAACUCUCAGGAUCUUCCACAAAUUUAGCCGAUCAUAAUCCUUCAUCUUGGAGAGACCACGAUGAUGCAACCUCAACGCACUCGGCAGGCACACCAGGGCCCUCCAGCGGGGGCCACGCUUCCCAGAGUGGAGACAACAGCAGCGAGCAAGGUGAUGGUUUAGACAACAGCGUAGCCUCACCUGGUACAGGAGAUGAUGAUGACCCAGACAAGGACAAAAAGCGUCAGAAGAAAAGAGGCAUUUUCCCCAAAGUAGCAACAAAUAUCAUGAGAGCGUGGCUUUUCCAGCAUCUCACACAUCCAUAUCCUUCAGAGGAGCAGAAGAAACAGUUAGCCCAAGACACGGGACUUACAAUUCUACAAGUAAACAACUGGUUUAUUAAUGCCAGAAGAAGAAUAGUACAGCCUAUGAUUGACCAGUCAAAUCGAGCAGGCAAGUUCCAAGUAGUAUCUGUAUUCAAGUCCCACAGGCGCAAAUCCUCAUCAAGUUAUUCUUCAGGAGUCCCAUCACCUGGUUUUCUUCUUGAUCCUUCAGUGAGCCAAGGAGCAGCAUAUAGUCCAGAGGGUCAGCCGAUGGGAAGCUUUGUGUUGGAUGGUCAGCAGCACAUGGGAAUCCGGCCUGCAGGACCUAUGAGUGGAAUGGGCAUGAAUAUGGGCAUGGAUGGGCAAUGGCACUACAUGUAACCUUCAUCUUGUAAACCAGUCGCAAAGCAAGGGGGAAGUUUGCAAGGCAUGCCAGGGGACUACGUAUCUCAGGGUGGUCCUAUGGGUAUGAGUAUGGCACAGCCAAGUUACACUCCUCCCCAGAUGACCCCACACCCAACUCAAUUAAGACAUGGACCCCCAAUCCAUUCAUAUUUGCCAAGUCACCCCCACCACCCAGCCAUGAUGAUGCACGGAGGACCCCCUACCCACCCUGGAAUGACCAUGUCAGCACAGAGCCCCACAAUGUUAAAUUCUGUAGACCCCAGUGUUGGUGGACAGGUUAUGGACAUUCAUGCCCAAUAGUAUAAGGGAACUCAAGGGAAAAACAAAACAAAAACAAACAGAAACUAUUUUAAGACUUUUGAACUUUGACCAGAUGUUGACACUUAAUACGAAAUUCCAGACAGCUGUGAUUAUUUUUUACUUUUUGUCAUUUUUCAUCAACAACAGAGGACCAAUGAAACAAGAACACAAAUGUGAAAUCAUGGGCUCACUGAAAUGAAUACGUCCAUGUACAGAUCCUCUGGAAAAAAAAAAGACUCCAAGAGUUAUAACUACUGUAGUAUAAACAUAGGAACUAAGUUAACUUGUACAUUUCUGUUGAUCACUCCGUUACGUUGCCUCAAAUAGUUUUAGAAGAAAAAAAAAUCCUUGUUUUCCACACUAUGUGUGUUGUUCCCAAAAGAAUGACUGUUUUGGUUCAGCAGUGAAGUCACUAUCCAUGAAAGACCUGUUUUGGCCAGUGAGAAAAGAACUACCCUGGAGAUGAAGAUGAAAAGUCUUGCUGGGUCUCUCAUCACUCAGAAGACUGUUCCAAGAAGGCCUUGCCAUUCCCUCAUUUUGUUCCUUCAUAAAAUGUGUCCUUUAGUUUCAAACAGAUCUUUAUAGUUUGUGCUUCAUUAAGUCUCUCCCCAUUCCUCCCAAUCUAUUUUUUUUUUUUUUUUUGGACUCUUCUUCAAAGAGCUUGCAGGUGAAGAUUUAAAAGACAGAACAGACAGAGCAGAAGCUUCUUCCAGUAGUUCUGAGCCUUGGCUUUGGACAAAAAACUAAAAGUUGGGCAGCUUUCCUCAAUGAAAGAAGUUACUAAUGGUCUUUGCACCAAACCUAGGACUUUAUCAUGAACUCAAAGCUUGGGAAAAAAAGCAAGAGAAUACUGUAACAAACUUCGUACAGAGUUCGGUCUAUUAAUUGUUUCAUGUUAGAUAUUCUAUGUGUUUACCUCAAUUGAAAAAAAAAAAAGAAUGUUUUUGCUAGUAUCAGAUCUGCUGUGGAAUUGGUAUUGUAUGUCCAUGAAUUCUUCCUUUCUCAGCACGUGUUCCUCACUAGAAGAAAAUGCUGUUACCUUUAAGCUUUGUCAAAAUUUACAUUAAAAUACUUGUAUGAGGACUGUGACGUUAUGUUUUAAAAAGAAAAAAAAAAAGGUGUUAAGUCACAAAAUGCGGUAAUAAAUAUUUCAUUUUUGA
Poecile atricapillus (Black-capped chickadee) is the source of this 3392-nucleotide messenger RNA. It is a transcript of the gene MEIS2, whose product is annotated as Meis homeobox 2. The transcript is spliced from 14 exons. Gene Ontology annotation, biological process: embryonic pattern specification; animal organ morphogenesis; eye development. The coding region runs from base 622 to 1908 and encodes 428 amino acids. The record is from RefSeq and is a predicted model, not a curated record. NCBI's taxonomy places the organism in Eukaryota, Metazoa, Chordata, Aves, Passeriformes, Paridae. Gene Ontology annotation, molecular function: DNA-binding transcription activator activity, RNA polymerase II-specific; RNA polymerase II cis-regulatory region sequence-specific DNA binding.